Messenger RNA from Dermacentor albipictus, 3574 nucleotides. The record is from RefSeq and is a predicted model, not a curated record. Lineage: Eukaryota; Metazoa; Arthropoda; Arachnida; Ixodida; Ixodidae.
AUGGAUAAGGAGAGGGAGGAUACAAAGGAGAGGAAAGACAGGGAGGUUAGCCAGUUUUUAGACGCUUCCGGGAAGUUGCCUUCAGGCCUGCUGCAGGGUUCUCGAGUGGACCUCGGGGCCUUCGACGAGUGCCUCGAGACAGAGGUAUAUGACACCUACGGGGAUGUGCUCAUGCGUGGCCAGUACUGCAACCUUCUAGUGUACAAUGAGAAUUCCACGGCAGCAGAAGGAAACCUCCAGACCUUCUCCAGCGUUCUCCAUCCCAAACUCAAAUACUUUAGCAAUUACUUCUCCGUCGAAGAGCUUCCCGUUGUGCGCUUGGCGAUUUGCUUUGUAGACGAUUGCAACCAACGAGAUUUGCAAGCUUUAGUCGACGCAGUCAAGCCUCCGCCGGUACGUCUGGAAGUAUCAAAUUGCGUGACAGUGCAAGUGGAACCAUGGACAAAUGCCCAAAUUGGAAUUAUGAUGUUUUUGUGCGUCCUUCUAGUCAUCAUUAUUGCCGCCACAUUUACAGACCGUUUAAUGAAGCUCAAGCCCAAACUUAUGGAAAAGCACGGUGCGCUUGGUGAUCUUGUGAAAGGUUUCUCCACCACGUCCAACACACGCAUGUUGCUCAAAGUCGCCGAGAAGUCAAACACUGACCAUUACGCCCUGCAGUUCCUGCACGGCAUGAGGUUCUUCUCCAUCGUCCACAUAGUGUUUUGCCAUUGCGGUCAAACGAUGUCCGAUAAUUGGUCACGUUACCUGAAUUUGCUCAUCGCCUCUGAAGAAUGGUCGUACAUGCUCCUAAGCGCCGGGUUCAGCAGCGUUGGAACCUUCUUUUUCCUCAGUGGAUUUUUCUUGUGCCUCACUGUCAGCCGGGAGAAGAGAGGCGGGCCCAUCGUUUUCAUCAUUGGCGUGAUACAACGACUUAUCAGAACUGCCAUUCCACUGUUCUUCAUCAUCAUGUGCUUAUACUUGAUGCCACGCUUCGUAUUCGGACCAGACACAAAGGCUUUCUUCGUCAAUCUGUACAACGACGUCGGCAGUCACUGGUGGCACCUGCUUCUGAUGAUCAGGAAUUUUGUCGAGAUCACUGCGUGGGAUAUGCUUCCGCACACGUGGUACCUGUCCACGGAUUUUCAGCUCUUUACCACCUCUCUUGUGAUACUACUAGUUUUCAAAAGUCGGAAAAUGCUGGCCGUGGGGGCAUUCAUUCUGUUGUCCUUCCUGGGCUGUGCUAUCGGAACAUGGGCAGUGGCCAGUUCUGACUUGCUGCCUUUCAUGAUCUUUCCCGGACCGGUUCUACAAGUGAUGUCCAAAACUGUGAACGAAUACUACCUUCGGCCAUACUAUCACGCCGUGUGCUACUUCAGCGGGUGUUUGACAUACCUUCUUGUGCAAGACUUCAGGCAGCGAAAAAUAAGCAAGACCGUUCAGGUGACAGGCUGGUGCGUUUAUGUGAGCUGCGCCUUGCUCUGCAUAUUCAUGAAGCUCGCUUGGUACCGCAGCCCCGACCCCACGUCGGAAGCAGUAAAGCUGCUCGCGGCAUUUUUUGAUCGGAUCCUGUGGUCGGUGUCCCUCAUUUGGAUCACAUUGGCGUGCGCUUCUGGACGAGGCGGGCUUGUCAGCAAGUUCUUGUCGUGCAAUGUAUUCGUGCCACUGAGCAAGCUCUCAUUUGGUGUGUACCUGAUCCACGUACCUUUCAUCGAACUUUACCUACAUGCCUCCAGGGAGCGCAUAUACUGGUCACUAUUUAAUUUGACCAUGCUUUUCAUCGCAGUUCUCACGUGGAGCUACCUACUGGCCUACCUGGCUUUCCUCGCAUGUGAAGCUCCAACAGGUGCUCUGAGCAAAUUCAUUUUCACCAGACUCUUCGGCGGAGGCGGAAAUGCGAGGAAGCGGCAUAUAACGCAACAAAAUGCCAGCGAUGCGAAGCCCCAGAUAAAUGUAGAAGACGGUGUGUCGUCCCGAUGUUAAUUCGGCAGCCGGCUGUAUACUCUGUCAGUCGUCAUUAAUCUGUGCGGCCUCGAUUGUGGACUUUGAGAACGCUCAGCGGAAGCAUAUCGUGAUGAAAACGGUGCAACGGUGGCUGUGAUACUGCGCGCAAGUGUAUGCAAUGAAGAUGUGGCGGUGUCUCUUGUAUAGGUGAAAGCUGGCCGAUUACCACUUAACAGGCUUAAAAGGCCUGGACUCUAACUCCAGGCCAACUCCAGCGAGAGCAAUCUCAUCAGACUCUACCACGCGUUUCUGAUGAGCCAUGUUAACUAUGUAGCCUCCGCGUUGCGCUGGUCUAAACGGGAUGAGGCCAAAAUCAAUGCCCUCAUGCGCAAAAGCAUCAGACGCGUGCUGGGUUUACCACUCACCACCAGCACUGCGCGUGUCAUGCAACUAGGCAUGCACAACACCCUGUCAGAGGCGAUGGAGGCCCAACGAGUGGCCCAAAUAAUACGACUCUCAUCAUCGCGAGCGGGGAGACGCAUCCUCGAAUCCGUUGGAUACGGUCACCAGGAAAUCACGGAGCGCAACGAGACCCUAUCACCCAUGGUCCUAGAUACGUUCAAGGUAGAUCCCAUGCCACUUAACGUCCACCCUCAAUACAAUGUAGGGCACCGGAUAGGCCGGGCUCAUUCCCUGUUAAAAGUGGCUGCAGCCACUUCGAAUCUGGCAUGUUUCGUUGACGCCGCCCAGUACGGGCGCUCUGAUUACUAUGCCGUAGUUUCGGUUGACUCCAAUGGAACGUACAUUAACUCAGCAUCCGCGCAGAAGAUAUCUGCAACAGUAGCCAAGCAGGUUGCUCUAGCAAUAGCACUGAAGGACCAUCUACGUCCCAAUAUGUUUACAGGCUACAGUCUGCAGCCCGAGCGUUCCCCUCCAGCUCGAUCUCAAAGGAGGCGGCGGCCAUCCUCGGCAGCGUCUGGGCGGCUGGUUUUCAUAUCAUUAAAUGGUUCCCGGCCCCUAUGGGAAUCAAUAUGCACUCUGACGUUAUUAACGCCAAUGAGUAGCCCAUGACUGUGCGCGAGGUAUUACAUACCGCGGCGGUUGCGGUGAACUCACGGGCGGCGACUUAGGACUGUACAGGGAUUCGCUUCGCACCUACCAUGAAAUCUUAGCUCAUUAUCAACUUUCUCGGCGGGCCUUUCAGCUACCACAUCCUAAACUUACUAGACCACAAUCGUCGGCCUUCCGCAUGCUCCAAACGGAGUCAUUCCCCUCUAGGGGCCGAUUCAGUCCCUUUGCGCCUAAUGUAGAACCCCACUGUCCAGACUGUGAGGAGGCGUACUGCUCCUUCUCUCAUAUGCUCUGGCAAUACCGUGCGUUACGCAGCUCAUCGCUUACAGACAGCUCAUCGCUCUAACCGACUGGGGGGCAGCCCUUAAGAAUGGUGACCUCUCAUAGCAACUACGGGCUGUCGAGAGGGCCUGUGACAGGGCGGAGGACCACCACCUUCCGACCCCGACGUGGAUGCGGCCCGCGACGUCUACAGGGACUCUCUGAAAAGGGAGGCACCCUAACGCGGUUUCUCAGGACCAUUAGUAAAGUUCUUUGUCUGUCUGUCUGUCUGUCUGUCUGUCUGUCACUGUCAUUAUUUAUC